Molecule: messenger RNA, 3518 nt
Organism: Sesamum indicum (sesame)
Lineage: Eukaryota; Viridiplantae; Streptophyta; Magnoliopsida; Lamiales; Pedaliaceae
Product: peptidyl serine alpha-galactosyltransferase
Molecular function (GO): glycosyltransferase activity
Source: RefSeq, a predicted model, not a curated record
UUUGGGCUUUGAUCAGAAUGUGUGGAGUCAAAUGCUCCAUGACGAGAUCCUACCCGUAAUACCCAACUGAGAUCCAACUGCUACAUCGGAAGCACGUAGCCUGAAUGCAUGAACCCAGAAAAGAGAGGAAUACUUGAAUAAAUGCAUGAACUAAAUGUUUAUUACACUUCUCAUUCUUGCUGUCGUAUUCUAAUUUUGUUCCGCAAUCCUGAUUUUGAAUCAUUUAUUAAAUUGAGGGGAAAUGGAAAAACGACCGGAGAAGAAGCUAAACCCUGUGAUCUCUACUAAUACUGGCGAUUCGGAUCGUUGUAGCAAAAACCCAAAUUUAUUUGAUCCUCAUGUUGCAAUGGAGAUGAGCAGGAUUCUUGUUGUAAUGGCGGCUAUGCUGUCGCCGGGACUGUUGAUGGGCAGUGGUUGCGCCCAAAAGUCGGACCACAAUGUGGGGGGACUGACGGCGCCGUUCAGGAUACAUACGCUAUUCUCUGUGGAGUGCCGGAAUUUCUUCGACUGGCAAACGGUGGGACUAAUGCACAGCCACCGUAAGGCCUUACAGCCCGGCCCCAUUACCCGGCUUCUUUUCUGUACGGAUGAGGAGAAGAGGACUUAUAAAGGAAUGGAUUUGGCGCCAACGCUUGAGGUUCCUUCUUUGAGUAGACACCCAAACACUGGUGAUCGGUAUCCAGCAAUUAAUAAACCGGCUGCGAUCGUACACUGGCUUAAACAUAGUAAAGAUGCAGAGAAUGUUGAUUGGGUAGUAAUUCUGGAUGUGGAUAUGCUGAUUCGGAGUCCAAUCAUACCAUGGAAACUUGGAGGAGAUAAAGGCAGACCUGUUGCUGCAUACUGUGGGUAUUUGGUUGGAUGUGAUGACGCUCUUGCUAAAUUGCACAGAAAGCACCCUGAACUAUGUGACAAUGUUGGUCAGCUUUUAGCCUUGCAUAUAGAUGAUCUUCGAGCUUUAGCAGCCAUAUGGCUAUCAAAAACUCAAGAAGUAUGGCAAGAUAGAGCUCAUUGGGUAGCUAAUUAUACCGGUGACAUAUAUGGAAAAGGGAAGAUCACUGAAAUGUAUGGAUACUCUUUUGCUGCUGCAGAGGUGGGGCUCCACCACAAGAUGGAUAAUAACUUGAUGGUUUACCCAGGCUACAGUCCUCGAGAGGACAUUGAUCCAAUUCUUAUGCACUAUGGCCUGCCUUUUAGUAUUGGAAAUUGGUCAUUUGGUAAAUUAGAGCAUCAUGAAGACAACAUUGUGUACGAUUGUUGGCGGCUCUUUCCUGAACCUCCUUAUCUGAGAGAGGUGGAAGAAAUGGAAUCUGAACGAAACAAAAGUAGGACAUUGUUUCUAGGUAUAGAGUGUGUCAAUACCCUGAAUGAAGGUUUAUUACUGCAACAUGCUGCAUAUGGUUGCCCCAGACCCAAUGGGUUCAAGUACUUGAGUUCCGUAAGGAGUAGAACAUUUACAAAGAUAACUCAGUCAAAACAAUUGACUAAGCAAAGCCGUCGAAUAAUGGAAGUUAAUGUACAGAAGCCAGAUGUGAAAGAGGUAUAUCCAAACAUACAUACCGUUUUCUCAGCAGAAUGUGCUCCUUACUUUGACUGGCAGACUGUGGGGCUUGUCCACAGUUUUUACCAGAGCGGUCAGCCUGGGACCAUCACAAGGCUUCUGUGUUGUACAGAAGAGGAUUUGAAGCAAUACAAAGGACACGAUCUAGCUCCCACGCAUUAUGUCCCAUCCAUGAGCCGCCAUCCGAUUACAGGAGAUUGGUAUCCUGCACUUAAUAAACCAGCUGCAGUUGUACAUUGGAUCAACCAUGUGAAAACUGAUGCAGAGUACAUAGUGAUCCUGGAUGCGGACAUGAUAAUGAGAGGACCUAUUACACCAUGGGAGUUCAAUGCGUCUAAGGGACGACCUGUUUCCGCUCCCUAUGACAACCUGAUUGGCUGUGAAAAUGAGAUUGCAAAAUCCCAUACCCGCUAUCCUCAGGCUUGCAGUAAGGUUGGAGGUGUGAUCAUAAUGCAAAUAAGGGAACUCAAGAGAUUUGCUUUGCUUUGGCUGCAUAAAACUGAGCAAGUCCGAGCUGAGAUGGCCCAUUGGUCAAGAAACAUGACGGGAGAUAUUCAUGAAGCUGGUUGGAACAGCCAGAUGUAUGGUUACUCCUUUGCUGCAGCAGAGUUGAAUUUUCGUCAUGUCAUAAGCAACAAGAUUCUGGUAUACCCAGGACAUGUUCCUGUACCUGGUGUCAAAUACAGAGUAUUCCACUACAGCUCGGAAUUUCGGGUUGGUAACUGGAGCUUCAAUAAAGCUAACUGGACAAAUUCAGAUAUGGUUAACAAAUGUUGGGCUAAGUUCCCUGACCCUCCUGAUCCAUCCACUCUCAAUCGUUCUAAUGAGGAUUCAGUACAACGGGACUUGCUUAGCAUAGAGUGUGUAAAUUCCUUGAACGAGGCUCUACGAAGUCACCAUGAGAGAAAGAAAUGCCCUGAUCCAAGUACAUUUUCUCCUCCAAUUCAAGAGACCCCUGAUCACCCUAUCUUGCCACCACCAAAUAGUGAUUCCGCCAGUGAAGAAAUUACUGCCUCGAGAAAAUUGGGAAAGAUUGAUAAAGUUGAUGCCUUGAGACAUAAUUCAGAGCUGAAGAAUGAAUCUCAAGAAUUAUCACCACCUGAAGUGAACAAGCAAACACCAGAAGUGACCAACCAAACAUUCACUUCUGUGAGAUUCUGGAUAGUUGGCCUCUUGGCAUUCUCAGUCCUUUCUUUUCUGGCAGUAAUAUUGAUGAUUAUUUCCAAUCACAGAGGACAGAGAAAGAGAGGUAAAGCAUUGAGGACCAAGAGGAGAACUGCUUAUCAGGACACUGGGAUAUAAGUGGCAACAUAAGCAUCUCUGGAACGCUGAAAUACUGUAAGAAGGAGAAAAGUAAAAAACAAGAAAUCUGAGACCAAGAGCGCAGCGUGGAUAUGUUGCACAGACAUUCCAUGCUAACAGAAGACAUCAUUCCCACGAAGAGUCCAUUCAGUUGCCGCUGCUGCACGGUCAAGAAGUGAAUCAAGACAUAUCAUCAAGUUGAGUGGCUCAUUCUGGAAAAUGAACCUACUUGCUAAUUUGAAAUGACAACAAUUGGCUUCUCUUCAAUUGCUGUCUAUUUAGACUUGUGGAGCUUCAAACUUGACAUGGAAUACGUAGUCCAAGCAUUGGAAUUAAGAAAAUUUCUUGUGGAUCUGCAUAAGGCAUCAUCAUGCUACAAGAAGACUAUCUUAUACGAAUAUUCAAGACAAUCUGCAUAAAGCAUUCGCUCAUAACCCAUUGGAAAAAGAAAAAACCAAGUCAUAGUGACAGACUCCUUAUUAAAUUACCACUAUCCGCUCUAAGCUUUUCUUCUUUAUUACUGACUGACCCGACCUGAAUCGAGUGUACAAAGAUUCCAUUUAAUGUAGUUUGGAUCUUCUAUUAUAAUUUCGUUGACACUAAUAUAAUACAUUUGGUUGAGCUUUUGGGAGCAACAAAAUCUUGGAUGUAGUUAUUG